CUGUCUGCUUUCCUGCAGAUCUACAUCGAGCUGGACGUUCGCUUCCAUCCAGUGGAGGGAACAGCUGGACAAUGGGAGGGACUAGACUUCCUGUCCAUCGAAGACAAGGAUGAUUCAGCUCUGGUCAUCAGGAAUGAAGGAUUCGAUGAUCCUACAAGUCUGCAGACUCUCGGCCGUCCAGAUCAACGUGACAGAGAAGCUCGACGUCUGGGACAGAGUCUGGUCCGGACGGGAGAUGAAGAUGAAGAUGACGACGAUGACGAUUAUGAUGAUGACCUGAUGGACAUGGAGGUUUCUGACAUCACCUUCACUCCUCUUCUGAGUCGCUGCAAGCCGCUGUCCAGAUGUGCUGUAGCAGCGAUGCCCAGAGUCCAGAGCUUCCAGGUGAAUGUGAACAUCUUGGAAGCUCAGAAGCUGGUUGGAGUCAACAUCAACCCUGCAGUGUUCGUCAGAGUGGGAGGUCAGAAAAAACACACGGCGACGCAGAAAUCCACCAACUGCCCGUUCUACAACGAGAACUUCCAAUUUGAAUUUCAAGAGGCUUCACAGAUUUUCUUGGAUAAAGUCAUAGAGAUAAAGGUGUUCCACAGACGGACUCUGGCCUUCCUCUUGACCCACAUUGGAACCUUUAAGAUUGACAUCGCCACCGUGUACAACCAGCCAGACCACCGAUUCUAUCAGAAGUGGGCUCCACUAACCGACCCGGCAGACACCCGAUCUGGGAUCAAAGGCUACGUCAAGGCCAGCCUCAAUGUGCUGAUGAAGGGAGACUCUCUGAGCAUGCCCAGUCUGCCACCGACAUCCUCAUCUGGAGCCAGCGAGGACAUAGAAAAGAACCUGCUGCUUCCUCGUGGGAUGCCUUCUGAGAGACCGUGGGCUCGCUUCCGUGUCCGGAUCUACAGGGCCGAGGGUCUUCCCACCAUGGAGGCAGGGCUGAUGGCCAAGAUGUCCGUCACUGAUCGGGCAGUAUUCAUUGAUCCCUACGUAAAGGUGACCUUCGCUGGACAACAGGGGGAAACGUCAGUCGCCAAUGCCACCAGCUCUCCGAUUUGGAACGAGGAGAUCUCCUUCAUCGAGCAGUUUCCUCCUCUGGCUCAACGAAUCAAAGUUCAGGUCCUCGAUGAUACCAAGAUGGGAGACAUCGCCCUGGCAACGCACUUCCUGGACCUGCAGCAGAUCUCGGACCCCACCAGGAACGGGUUUAACCCCACCUUUGGCCCAAGCUGGGUUAAUCUUUAUGGUUCUCCCCAGAACUCCACCCUCGGAGACGUCCACCAGGCUUUGAAUGAGGGUUUGGGUGAAGGACUUUUCUAUCGUGGUCGAAUCCUCCUCGCUCUCAACAUGGAGGUUUACAAUUCCCCAUCUGCCGUCGCCACGGAUACAGGCUCUGCCGCCGUAGGAAAGGUGAAAGGAGCGCUGGGGAAGCUGGGACUGAGGAAGAAGAAGAGCAACAAGAAAGGAAAGAAUGAAGAGUCUCAGGCUGCCAGUACUUUGGCCGACGACUCAGGCGAGGCAGGAAUUGAAGUGCCGGAAGCCGUUACUGUGGAAAUUGAGGAGAUCCAUCCUCUACCUGAGGGUUUCCUCGGGCAGAGGGAGGAUUUUCUGCUGUUUGCGUCUCUGUUUGAAGUCACCAUGAUGGAUCCAUCUGUAGGAACCAAACCGAUGAGCUUCGAGCUUUCCAUAGGGAAUUAUGGGAAGGCGGUGAUGGUUGGGAAGUCCAAGAGGAGCCAGAGCAAGGAGGAGCUGAGGAAGAGCAAAGAGAAUCUGAAUGAGGAGUCACAGGGUCUGCUGGACUCAGAGGAUGAGCUGGACAAACAGGAAGUGCAGAAUCCUGAACCUGAGAACAGAUCUGUGUCUGCUCCUAUGAGACCUCAGCCCACCGAGUACGACAGGUCCUUCCAGUGUCUUCAGCUGCAGCCUCCUUCAGUGAAACUAAAGCCUUGUCUGUUCGUCUGGAGUCAGUUUGAAGAUCACAGCUUCCGUCUUUAUCAGGCCAACUGGCUCAGCAAGAUGGCCGACAGACUGGAGAUCGGUCUGGACGAGGUGGAAAUCCUGCUGAGGAGGCCGAGGAGUAAAGCGAAGGAGCGUCUGGUGGAGGUUCUGCUGGAGCUUCUGGCCUCCUGCAAACAGUUCAGUAGUUUCUCAGAAAGGAGAUCUCAGUUUCGUCCCAACAAACUGGACAAAUGCAGGAGGGAGUUUAUCAAGAAGAAUUUGGUUCUGUUGGCUCGUCAGGCGGUCCGAGCCCGGCGGAGAAUGACCAGACGGACGACCAAACAGCGGUUGAACGACACCAGAAAACUGUUAAAGAGACUCCGGCUGCUGGCUUCAGAGCCUCAGAACACCAUCCCAGACGCUUUCAUCUGGUUACUGAGUGGAAACAAGCGAUUGGCUUACGUCAGGAUCCCCGCCCACUCCAUCAUGUUCUCAUUGGUGGAGGAGCAGAGGGGGCGGGACUGUGGCCGAGUCAACACCCUCUACAUGAAGUCUCCAGGAGGUGCAGCCAGUGAGAUCUUUGCGAAGCUGGAGGUCUACCUGUGGCUCGGCCCGGUUAAAUACAGUAAAGAGGCCCUGAACUCUUUACCAGAGGAGUUCACUCCUGUGUACGACGAGGAGGAGGAGGACCAGAGGAGGCUGGUCUCUGAGGGAGGGAGGAGGAAGCUUCCAGUCAGUCUGUCCUGUCAGGACAGCAGGUACUUCCAGCUCCGGUGUCACCUGUACCAGGGGCGUGGCCUACUGGCUGCCGACGACAACGGACUCUCUGACCCUUUUGCGAAGGUGGUUUUCUCCACACAGUGUCAGGUCACCAGGGUGCUGUCCGACACUCUGUCUCCCACCUGGAGCGAGUGUUUGCUGUUCGACAGAGUUCUACUGGAGGGAACCAUGGAGGAGCUGCAGAGGGACCCGCCGCUGGUCAUCAUCAACAUCUACGACCACGACGCCGUGGGAAGUCCGAAGCCUUUGGGUCGAGCUUACGCCGAGCCUGAAUUCAAACCUGUUGAGUUGUUCUACAGGAAGCCCCGCCUACGUUUCUAUGACAUCAACUUGGGCAGGAUUCCAGCUGGAGAGCUUCUGGGUGCCUUCGAACUCAUCGAACUGGACUACUCCAGAUUUGGAGAGCCCGGCCUCCCCAGCAGUGUGGACCCUCAGGAGCUGACCUACGUGGACGAGCAGAGAUGUUACGUCAUACCAGAAGGAGUCCGACCGGUUCUGAAGCCCUUCAGGAUUGAGGUGCUGUUCUGGGGCCUGCGGGAGCUGAAGCGGGUGCAGCUGUUCGAGGUGGAGCGCCCCCUGGUGAGGGUGGAGUGUGCAGGACGCCAGCUGGAGUCUGAGGAGAUUGAGAACUACAAAACUCACCCGAACUUCAAAGAGGUGGUCCGCUACAUCGACGUGGAGCUGCCAGAAGAGUCGUACCUCCACCCUCCUCUGACGGUGUUCGUUGUGGAGCAUCGGGUGUUCGGCCAGCUGGCUCUGGUCGGGGCCCACGUGGUUCAGAACCUCAUGAACUAUGGACCUCGUGAGCUCGACAGGGAGCCAGAGGAGGAAGAGGAGGAGCCAAAGCCAAAAGUGAGGCAGAACUCGGUGAAGAUCAACCCUCUGAUGUCGGUGAAGAACAUCGGGCUGAGCGGUCUGACGGUCAGUCAGUCCAAGAUCCCCAUCAACCCCAUGAAACUGGUCAACGCGCCUCUGAAGAAGCUGAUGAAGAAAGGAGAGGAGCUGGAGGAGGAGGCGCCUGAGAAGGAGGAGCUGGACUGGUGGUCCAAAUACUACGCUUCACUAGAGGAGCUGGAGAGGAAGGCUGCUGAGGAGGAGGAGAUGGAGGAACAAGCAGAGACGGAUGGAGCCCAUCUGACGAUGGCGAACAUUGAGGAGGAGGAGGAGGAGGUUGUGGUGGUGGAGAUGGAGCCUCCUAAAAGGAAGAAGAUCGCCACACUGAAGCUGUAUGGAGGCGACCUGGAGUCAGAGUUCCAUCAGUUCCAGGAUUGGCUGCACACGUUUCCUCUGUACAAAGGAAGAGCGAGUAGUGAGGACUAUGAGGAGGACGACGAGGAGAGGCUGAUGGGAAAAUACAAGGGCUCCUUCCUGGUUUAUCCAAUCGAUCCAGAAGACACCGAGGACACUCCAGAUCACCAGAUCACCAACGGAAUCCCCAAAAACUCUCCGAUCAAAAUCUUAGUCCGAGUUUACAUCGUCAAGGCCACCAGUUUGGCUCCCACAGACCCUAACGGUAAAGCCGACCCGUACCUCGUGGUUCAGGUGGGAGAACAAAGUAUGGACACCAAAGACCGAUACAUCCCCAAACAGCUGAACCCGAUGUUCGGAGAGGUGUUUGAACUCACGGUGUCGUUCCCGCUGGAAACAGAGCUGGUUGUCACAGUAAUGGACCACGAUCUGAUCGGGGCCGAUGACGUUAUCGGCGAGACUCGGGUUGACUUGGAGAACCGGUUCUACAGCCACCACAGAGCCUCCUGCGGUCUGGCUCUGUACUAUGACACUGAUGGUUACAAUAUGUGGCGUGAUGCAAAGAAGCCAUCCACCAUCCUAGCUGAGCUCUGCAGGAUGAACGGAAUCCCGUCUCCAGAGUACCGACCACAUGAAGUCAAAGUCCUCAACAAGAUCUUCAAAAUACCACCAGAUGCAGUUCCUGAAGUUCUUCUGAAGAAGAACGAGCGAUCUCCAGAGGAGCAGGCAGAGAUAGAGGAACAUUCAGCCCUGAGCGUGCUGCAGCGAUGGGGGGAGAUGAACGAGUUCAUCCCUGGAGCUAUCCCUCUGGUACCAGAACAUGUGGAGAUCCGGUCUCUGCAGAACCAGAGCAACCUUGGAUUGCCACAGGGUUAUCUUCACAUGUGGGUGGACAUGUUUCCCAACGACAUCCCAGCUCCGCCUGCUGUGGACAUUAAGCCCCGCCUCCCUGAACAAUAUGAGCUGCGGGUGAUCAUCUGGAACACCGAUGAUGUGUUUCUGGACGACGUCAACCCGUUUACAGGCGACCCAUCCUCCGACAUCUACGUUAAAGGUUGGAUUAAAGGACUGGAAGGAGACAAACAGGAGACCGACGUCCACUUCAACUCUCUGACCGGAGAAGGAAACUUCAACUGGAGAUUCGUUUUCCGCUUCGACUACCUUCCUACUGAGAAAGAGGUGGUUUAUAAGAAGAAGGAGUCCAUCUUCUCUCUGGAGGAGUCUGAGUUUCGUCAGCCAGCUGUUCUGACGCUGCAGGUCUGGGACUACGACCGCAUUGCAGCCAAUGAUUUUCUGGGCUCCCUGGAGUUUAGUCUUAGCGACAUGGUUCGACCUGCAAAAUCUGCCACCAAGUGUACAAUAGAGAUGGCGAAGGAUCGGGCCAGCCCUCGGUUCUCCAUCUUUCGUGCCAAGAAGAUGAAGGGCUGGUGGCCGCUGAUACGCCUGAAGACGGCCGAGGACUUUGAGAGGGAAGAGAAGGAAAAGGAGGAGGCCAAGAAGAAGAAGAAGAAGAAGACCAAGGACAAGAGGAGCAAACUGAGGCAGGAGGACAUCCAGUACACCGACAGUCUGGGCAACACAUUCCUGUUAAUGGGGAAGGUGGAGGCGGAGCUUCAGCUGGUGCCGUUGGAGCAGGCCGAGGCAAACCCAGUGGGACGGGGACGUAAAGAACCAGAACCUCUGGACAAACCAAAUCGCCCCACCACCAACUUCUCCUGGUUCAUCAACCCAAUGAAGACCUUCAUCUUCCUCAUCUGGAAGAAAUACAAGAAGUACAUCAUCGCUCUGGUCAUCCUGGUCAUCCUGGCGCUCUUCCUCGCCCUCAUCAUCUACACAUUGCCUCAGAACAUCACCUCCCUCAUCAUCAAAGGAUGAAGAAACCUGUGGAGUCUUCAUCACCUGGACUGUCUCAGGUUUCUGAUCCUGAACUAAUCAGUGUCACAUUUACUCAUGAUUCCAAUUACUAUUAGUCUGGAUGAUUAAAUACAGUCAGCCUGAGUGAACUACAUUACCCAGCAUCCUCAGGGAUCUGAAUUAUUGUCAGAUUAUUGGAUGCUUCUUACUCCACAUUUAAACUUUAUAUUAUUAUGUCAUUUUAAUAUUGUUUGACUGUAAAACCUCAAUCAGUAUCUUUCUUUAAUGACAGUUGUGAUUAUUUUUUCUAAUCUUAAAUGUAAAUUAAGUCAGAAUAUUUAAACACGUUUAUUAUUUUAAGCUUCAUUUUGCACUGACUAAGUACUGAAGUUAAUAUUCUUAUUUUUACUAGUUUGAAAAUGAUUAAUCUGAAUGUUAGUUGCUGUUUCUGAGAAUUAAAUAAAUAUUAUUAAAUAUAUUAUUAGAAACAAUGUCACUCUGUGUCAAAGUCACUCUGUUUAAAGGUAUCACUUAGAGAUUAUUUCUUUCUCACUCACUUCUUAGUUUCCGUCCAGUGCUUUUGUGCGCUAAUCAAACUUUUCAAAUAUUAAAAUGUGAAUUUGCUCACCCCCUCAUAAUGAAGCAGAUCAAAAGGGUUUUUGUUCAACCUUUUUUUUAAAAAAAAAAAAACGACCUGCUUUUCUUUGACUGUGACUCAUUUAGUCACAAUUAUUUAAUGUCAUAAAGAAACUCCUGAUAUUUUAAACCAAGUUUUCAGGAGGUUUAAAAUUAAUAAUCUGCAAGUCAUCUGAAAAAUGUAAAGUUUCUGCAUUAAACCAACCAAUAAAGGAAAAGUAGAGGAAUAUCAGUGGCAAACUGCUGUUGAAUUACUAAAUUAAAAGUCAUUAUUUUGUCCCUUUGACUGAUAUUAAAUGUGAUUAUGUGAACUUGGUUGGUCUUUCGCAGCAAAAUGACAUUUAAAACUUCCAUAUUUUCCACUUUUUUAAAGCAAAUUAAUUAAAAUUUCAUACCUCCUCAGUUUUUAAGACAAAUAAAACGGAACAAAAAAUAUUUUUCACUUCUUGGCCACUGUAAAGGAAAUUUGUCAUGUUUUCUGGCUUAUGUUUGACACAAAGCUGAAGUGAAAUUCAGGCCUCAGCCAUCAGACUUUGCCCUCGUCUUGUGUCUGAACCUCAGGAAGUUAGAAAUGGUUUGUUUACAGACGUUUACUCUGAGUGUUUCCUCUGAGACUCUGAUUAAAUUGGUUCAUGUCGGGACAAAGACCAAAUCUUCUCGUGCAGACUCAUGACUUGGAGGCAAAAGCUUGAGGAAUCUGAUGACUUAAACGGAAUAUAUAUACUAUUUUUGUAAAAAAAAAUCACAAAAGAAGUGCCCUUUUUUUUUUUUUUUUUACAAA
Messenger RNA from Acanthochromis polyacanthus (spiny chromis), 7231 nucleotides. It is a transcript of the gene fer1l4, whose product is annotated as fer-1 like family member 4. Gene Ontology annotation, cellular component: membrane. NCBI's taxonomy places the organism in Eukaryota, Metazoa, Chordata, Actinopteri, Pomacentridae. The coding region runs from base 280 to 5835 and encodes 1851 amino acids. The transcript is spliced from 45 exons. Gene Ontology annotation, biological process: plasma membrane organization. The record is from RefSeq and is a predicted model, not a curated record.